Messenger RNA from Scylla paramamosain (green mud crab), 1485 nucleotides. RefSeq lists its product as uncharacterized. NCBI's taxonomy places the organism in Eukaryota, Metazoa, Arthropoda, Malacostraca, Decapoda, Portunidae. Bases 1 to 1485 code for a protein of 494 amino acids. The record is from RefSeq and is a predicted model, not a curated record. The transcript is spliced from 3 exons.
AUGGCUGGGCGAGGAGUGGCUGGCAUUGGCAGGGAGAGGCUGGGAUGGGAGUGGCUAGGAAUGGUUGGGGGAAAAGUGACUGUGAAUGGCAGGGAAAGGAGUGGCUGGGAAUGGCUGGAAAAGGAGAGGCUAAAAAUGGCUCCACUCCUCUUCCAGUCAUUCCCAGCCAUUCCAUUCCCGACCACUCCUCCCCCAGCCAUUCCCAGACACAGCCCUCCCAGCCAUUACCAGCCAUUCCUCUCUCAACCAUUACCAGUUACUCCUCUCCCAGUCAAUUCCAGACACUCCCUUAACAGCCAUUCCCAGCCACUCCUCUCCCAGUCUCUCCCAGCUACUUCUCCCUCAGCCAUUCCCAGCAACUCCUUCCCUAGUCAUUCCCAGCCACUCCUUUCCCAGCCACUUCUCUCCCAGCCACUAAUCUCCACUCCUCUCCCAGCCAUUCCUAACCAAUGCCCUCACAGUCUCUCCCAUCCCCAUCUCCCCCAGCCAUUUCCACCCACUGCCCUCCCUGCCUCUCAAAGCCACUCCUACCCCGGACACACAAAGGUGAUCCUGCCCAUCAAUUUUCAACCACACCCCUCCCAGCCUCUCCCAGCCAUACAAAGCCAUUCACAGCCACUUCUCUCCCAGCCUCUUCUCCCCCACCCAUUCCCAGGCUCUCCCAGCCAUUCCCAGCCUCUCCUAGCCAAUCCCAGAUUCUCUCCCAGCUAUUCCCAGCCAUUCCCCUCUCAGCCAUUCCCAGCCACUCCAGAUUCAGCUAUUCCCAGUCUCUCCUCUCCCAGACAUUCCCAGCCACACCUCUUUCAGCUAUUCCCAGGUACUAAUCUCCCAGCCAUUUUCAGCCACUCCUUUCCCAGCCAUUCCCCGCCACUCCUUUCCCAGUCAUUCCAAGCCACUCUUCUCCCAGCUAUUUCCAGCCAUUCACAGCCACUCCUCUCCCGGUCUAUCCCAGCUACUUCUCCCCCAGCCAUUCUCAGCCAGUCCCCUCCCAGCCUCUCCUCCCCCAGCCAUCCCCAGCCGCUCCAUUCCCAGCCACUCCUCCCACAGCCAUUCCCAGCCUCUCCUCUCCCAGCCAUUCCUUGUUACUCCUCUUCCAGCCAAUGCCAGCCAUUCCUCUCACAGCCAUUCCCAGCCAGCCAUUCCCAGCCAUUGCUAACCAAUCCUCUCCCAGACACUUCUACUCCAGCCAUUCCCAGCCACUCCCCUCCCUGCCCCUCCCAGCCAUUCUUCCCCCAACCAUUCCCAGCUUCUCUUAGCCACUCCUCUCCCAACCAUUCCCAGCCACUCCUUUCCCAGCCAUUCAUAGCCAAUCCCAGCCACUACUUUCCCAGCCAUUCCCAGUUACUUAUCUCCCCGGCAGUCCUCUCCCAUGCAGUCAUUCCCAGCAACACAUCUCCCAGCCUCUUCGAGCCAAUCCCAGCCAUUCCCAGCCACUCCUCUCCCAGCCAUUCCUCUCCCAGCUAUUGCCAGCCAUCCCUCUACUAG